Messenger RNA from Zychaea mexicana, 2612 nucleotides. Its product is annotated as WD40-repeat-containing domain protein. Gene Ontology annotation, molecular function: U3 snoRNA binding; protein binding. Gene Ontology annotation, biological process: endonucleolytic cleavage in 5'-ETS of tricistronic rRNA transcript (SSU-rRNA, 5.8S rRNA, LSU-rRNA); endonucleolytic cleavage to generate mature 5'-end of SSU-rRNA from (SSU-rRNA, 5.8S rRNA, LSU-rRNA). The coding region runs from base 197 to 2593 and encodes 798 amino acids. The transcript is spliced from 7 exons. Gene Ontology annotation, cellular component: nucleolus; 90S preribosome; small-subunit processome. NCBI's taxonomy places the organism in Eukaryota, Fungi, Mucoromycota, Mucoromycetes, Mucorales, Lichtheimiaceae. The record is from RefSeq and is a predicted model, not a curated record.
GAUCAUAUAUUUCCUGUCAGCUUUUGUGGCUUGGGUUUCCCAUUUUUGGCCCAUUUCUCCCUCCCUCUCUCUCUCUCUCGCCUCAUAAGCACAUACCCAGCAACCAGCUUUGCAUUUUCUUGUGCAACCUUAAUUUUUUCUCCAGGAGCGUAAAAAAUAAAAAUUGACCACAUAACUGCUCCAUUAUCUUUGUGCCAUGGAUGUCGACCAAGUUAAGACGACCAACUCAAAACUUUUGUUGAAAUCAAGCUUCAAAUCGGUCAAAACGAUCGAUUCGAUCUAUACUGGUGGCAAAGUCCUUGUCACGAACGAUGAAUCACUGUUAAUUACUACACUCAAUGAAGAUAUCGUAGUGACGGAAUUGUCUACGGGCAAACAAGUGCAUCGUCUAGAAGGCGAUACUGAAAUUGUUACGACCAUGGCAGUUAAACCGGACAGCAAACACUUGGUAUCAGCGAGUCGAAGUCUUCAAAUGCGCAUAUGGGAUUUACAGACGGGACAAUGCAUACGUACAACCAAAGCACAUGAAGCGCCAGUGAUUGUGAUGGAUAUCGAUCAUUCAUCCACAUUGGUUGCCACUGGUGGUGCCGAUGGUGUUGUCAAAGUAUGGGAUAUUGAUCGUGGGUUCUGUACACACGUGUUCAAUGGUCAUCGCGGCGUUGUCUCGGCAGUCAAGUUUCAUUACAUGAACGGUCAAUGGUACCUGGCUUCUGGUGCAGAUGAUUGUGAAAUUCGUAUUUGGAACCUUCAAACCAAAAAAUGCAUUGGUGUAUUACAGAGCCAUGUCAGUGUGAUCCGAGGAUUGGAUUUCUCCGCAGACGGUCGAACCUUGAUCUCAGGCUCGCGUGAUAAAGUUGUGAACGUAUGGGAUUGGCAAUCAAAGCAAUUGAAAACGACCUAUCCUAUUUAUGAGACGUUAGAAACCGUUGGAUUUAUUGCGACCAGCACAGAUUUGUCUGCUUACGAUGAACGAUGGCAAAAUGAAGAACUGUUUUAUACGGGCGGUGACGGUGGUCUUGUACGGAUAUGGGAUCUCAAGACGGGCCAACUUGUUCAGGCACAAGAAAAGGAAGAAAACAGCAAACAUACCAUUACUGAUGUCAUUUAUUCACCAAAAUCACAACUUCUCGCUGCAGUCACCAACGACCAAAACGUCCUCAUCUAUUCUAUCCCUCAGCAACUUGAUCGCAUCAAGCAAAUCGUCGGCUACAACGACCAAAUUGUCGACAUUGCAUACCUCGGCCCUGACGAAACCCAUUUGGGUGCAGUAACUAACAGCCAGGUUCUUCGCGUAUACAACGUUGAAACACAAGAUUGUGAACUGCUCUAUGGACAUCAAGACAUGAUCAUUUGCGUCGACCGAUCACGGGUCGAUGGUACGCUUUUCGUUACUGGCGCUAAGGAUCGAACAGCACGAUUAUGGAAGAUGGAGUUGGAUCAAGACAGCAACAAAUACAAGUAUGAAUGCAUAGGCGUAUGUGUUGGCCACACAGAAGCCAUUGGAGCUGUCGCAUUACCCAACAAAUCCACGAAUUUCUUGUUGACUGGUGGUCAAGACCGUACAGUAAAAUACUGGCAUUUGCAAGACCUGAAGAAAAACGACAAGCCUCGUGCACUGUAUACGCAUCAAGCCCACGACAAGGAUAUCAACACGAUCGCCAUUGCGCCCAACGACAAGGUUUUCGCCACAGGCUCGCAAGACAAACUGGUCAAGAUGUGGAGCGUGGAUUCGGGCGAACUAUUGGGUACAUGCAAAGGCCACAAGCGUGGUGUGUGGAGUGUUCAGUUCUCGCCCGUAGAUCAAGUCAUUGCGACCAGUUCAGGUGACAAGACGGUCAAGUUGUGGAACGUCCGUAAUUUCACAUGUAUCAAAACAUUCGAAGGCCAUACCAACUCGGUGUUGCGUGUCGACUUCUUGACCGCGGGUAUGCAGUUGGUGUCCAGUGGCUCGGAUGGAUUGCUUAAGGUGUGGACGAUCAAGACAAAUGAGUGCGAGACCACAAUGGAUAAUCAUACGGAAAAAGUAUGGGCGCUGGCUGUGCGCAAGGAUCAAAGAUACAUUGCUUCAGCGGGUGCUGAUUCAGUUGUGAAUUUCUGGGAGGAUGUCACUCGUGAAGAACAAGAGCAAGAGCUAAAGGAGAAAGAAGACUUUAUCAUAAAGGAACAAGAAUUACAAAACUUUAUGCACAAAAAGGAUUAUCUGAAUGCCAUCUUAUUGGCCCUGUCACUCGAACAGCCUUACCGACUGUUGGCAUUGUUUAAGACAGUCAUGGAAGAAAAUAGCCAACCGGGCAGUAUUACUGGAAGCACAGCCGUAGACACCAUUCUGGCAGAGAUGGGCACGCAGAAUUUAGAGAAACUGCUGGGCUAUAUCCGGGAUUGGAACACGAAUGCUAAACAUGCUCAUGUCGCACAGACGAUCUUGAACGGGAUCCUGUCAACGCAUAGCUCAGAAGAAAUUGUAGAACUCGCCAAUGCUAAAGAGAUAAUUGAUGGAUUAUUACCGUACACGGACCGUCAUUUCCAGCGUCUAGACGACUUUAUCACCCAAUCUUACAUUGUAGAUUAUACUUUGCAUGCUCAAAAAUCAUAAUUUUUUUCUUAUUAAUGUC